CCGGUGCUGAGGAGGGAAGAUGAGCUCAGCGCGCGCUGGGGGGCAGGUAACGUCAGCAGUCGGCCGGAGCAGGGAAAGACGCAUCCCGCGCCCUCUGCUCGGCUUGAAAUGGGAUGAUAUGGGAUUUUUCAUGUCGACGAAGAGCGGAGGGAUUCUUGCUUUUGCCCUGGUAUUUCUGUCCUUGAUGAUGUUGCCAGGAGACUCAGAUGCAGAGGUGAACUGUGAGAACAUUUAUAAGGACUUUUCUGAUUGUGUCCUGGAGCUUGGAGAGAGCAUGGACAAUUAUCAGGAGAACGUGACCAGCGAGAGGGGAGUGGAGGCUGUAUGCAGCCACUGGGAAGCUUUCCACACAUGUGCCCUCACAGCGCUGUCCGACUGCCAGGAGGAAGUCAGCUCCAUCUGGGAAACUCUAAGGCAAGACUCCAUGAAGAUGCGCUUCCAGGGAAGUCUGUUUGACCUGUGCAGUCCCAGCUCCUCGCCCAGCAUAAGUUUUCCUCUUGCUGCCCUCACCCUGCCAGUGAUAGGGCUGAUCAUGACUUGGCCCAACUGAUACCUUGUAUAGAUGGGGUGAGGUGAGGGUGAGGAGAUGGGAGGGGUAAGGAGAAGGGCCUCAAAUUCCCUUGGGUUCAUUUCUCUUGAGUUCUAACUCAAAGCCAAGGAUUUAAGUGGGACAAGUGUUUUAAUAAGGAUUAUUUUGACACCGAGCCACAGAGUUCUGUGACAAGCCAAUCAAUAUUUGCUGUGAUGAAUAAUGUUUAAAAUCUCCUUAAGUACUUCAGCUUGAUCCUCCCUUAUGUCUGAAAACUGAUAUUUUAGUUUAGAAAAUUACAAUCAGCCAAUUUAUCAGUCCAGGCAGACUAAGCAUACACUCUAAGAAUUCAAGGGAUUACAGAAUGUGUGCAGAUCAGAACAGUCUGCAGGUUCACACCUGUGGCUCUGGGUUACUAAUAUACAAGGAGUGGACACAAUAAGUGCAUCUCAUAACCCUUACAUUGCCUCCUCGACUCCUCCACUUGUCCACUUGUGUCCCUUCCUCACAUCUUAGUCCCCCCACCAAGGAAGUACGGGAGAGACGCAAGGAAAUCAUGGGAGGAGAAAGGAACCAAGGAAAUGUGCUUUUAGAGGAAUGAGACUUCCUUUCCUCUGAAGCGUCACAUGAAUUUGUCAGCUGAACAGGCAGAGUUAACAUCUCUUUCAGCUGCACAGCUUCCAGUAAGGCUGCUCUCAUAUAUCCUCACUUAUGGCUCCUUGUGAGCCCUCCUCGAUGCUCGCUCCUCGGGGCAGAAAUGCAAACUUUAACACGGCCUUCCCCGAGGAGGGACAGAACAACUCCUGGUUCAGCCAAGAACUGAGGAGUCGAGAAGGUAUCAAAUAAGGGUAAUGAGAUGCAUAACACCUGUUCAUUCAUGAUCAUUAUCAUGUUUAGUUUUGUGGAUUCAGCUCUGAGGUAAUUUUAAAGCAGUAUUUGUGGAGUUAUUUUGUGCCCAUGCCCUGUAACAUGGAUUGUAUGGUUUUGUCAUGAUAGUUAAAGGAAUGGUUCAACAUUUUGGGAAUUGGAGGGUUAGAUCUAUACCACUCUCAUGUCUGUACACUAAAUAUGAAGAUACUGCCAGCAGCCACUUAGCUUAGCUUAGCACACAGCUCCUAUGGCCAUGAAAUAGUUUGACACAUCAAUUGCGGUAAAACCACAACUUUUGUAUGGAUUAAACAAAUAAGACGUUAUGUUAAAGAUAUGAUGGCAGUUUCCCACCAGUUUCCUUGUCUUUUAGCUGAGCCAAGCUAACUGGCUCCUGGCUGGAGCUUUAUAUUUAGUGUACAGACACAUCCACUACUCGGCAAGAAAGCAAAUACUGAUAAGUGUAUUUCUGAACUAGUGGAACUAUUCCUUAAAUUAAGAGUUUAAGUGUAUGUUAGACACCAAAACACAGAUUUUAAUCUCUAGGGAGUUUGUAUAAAUGCAGUCAAACCAUUGCGAUGUAAUUAGCUGCCACAGUGCAAGAAAACAUUUAAAGGAGCACUUCACC
Messenger RNA from Etheostoma spectabile (orangethroat darter), 2024 nucleotides. Its product is annotated as neuritin. Gene Ontology annotation, biological process: nervous system development; neuron projection extension. Gene Ontology annotation, cellular component: plasma membrane. NCBI's taxonomy places the organism in Eukaryota, Metazoa, Chordata, Actinopteri, Perciformes, Percidae. The transcript has 4 exons. The record is from RefSeq and is a predicted model, not a curated record. Bases 20 to 550 code for a protein of 176 amino acids.